AUGAGGGAAGAAGAAGACAGGAAGAGAAAACGACAGGAAGAAAUUCAACGACAGGAGUGGGAACAAAAAUUUGAAGCUUUGGAGCAAAAAAAAAGAUCAGAGUCAGAAUCAAAGGAAACUAUUGUCAGAAAGCUGGAGGAGAGCAGAGAGGUGAUGAGGAAAGAACGAGAGAACUGGGAGAGAAAACAAAAAGAAUGGUGGGAGAAACGAUAUGAAGAAGAUGAACAAAGACAAAAGGAGGAGCAAAGAAGACUUAGAAGGCUUCGAGAAGAAUACGAUCAGGAGAGAGAGAGAUAUGAAAAGAAGAGAAAAGAAGAGGAGCGACUCAGAAGAGAACAAGAGGAAGACAUGGAGGAGAACUAUAAGAAGAAAAUGGAGAAUCUGAUGAAGACACAUGAAGAGGAGGCCAGAGAGAAAGCUGAAGAGUUCAAUGAAUUGAAAGAGAAAUACAAGAAGGAAUGUGCAGCUCUAAAGCAGGAGCAUGAGAGACAACUGAAAGACAAAGAGCAGCAGUAUGACCUCUUAAAGGCUCGUUCAGACAGCAAUGAAGAACAACUGAAAGACAAAGAGCAGCAGUAUGACCUCUUAAAGGCUCUUUCAGACAGCAAUGAAGAACAACUGAAAGACAAAGAGCAGCAGUAUGACCUCUUAAAGGCUCUUUCAGCUCACAAUGAAGAACAACUAAAGAAAAAACAUCAAGGUGAAAUUUCUGACUUAGUCAAAUGUGUGACCAAAAGGAGAGAAAAUGUGGGAAUAAUCACUGACUUACUGAAUAAACAGGAACAAGAAAUGAAACAGGUGAGAAACGAGGAGGAGAAGAAGGAUCUGCAGAAAACACAUGACAGAGAGAUGAGUGACCUGAUACAGACACUUCUGACACAAGACAACCGUCAAUCUGUUGGACUUCAUGAGGACUUGUCUCAUGUAAAUGUGACAGCAGAGCAGGUUCAGAUGAUUUUAUUCUGCUGUUAUUUGGUUUCAAUAAUCAAUCAAUCAGUCAAUUUUAUUUAUAAAGCCCAGUAUCACAAAUCACAAUUGUGACAUGCAGUA
Molecule: messenger RNA, 1050 nt
Organism: Epinephelus fuscoguttatus (brown-marbled grouper)
Lineage: Eukaryota; Metazoa; Chordata; Actinopteri; Perciformes; Serranidae
Exons: 1
Coding region: 1-1041 (346 amino acids)
Source: RefSeq, a predicted model, not a curated record